AUGAGUAGUGCAAUAAAUGAGUUAUGGAAAAGGUUUAGGUCACUAGAUGUUGUUGGGAAAAGGGCAUUAAAAAGUAGGGUUUUUGAACUUUCCUUCCCCACAAUGACUUCUUUGUGUCCACCUCCUGAGAAAAUAAAAACCAAAGGGGGAGUCAAGAAGAAAGGAAAAAAACCAAUAGGGUUAUAUAUUGAUGAUGUAGUUAAUGUUGUAUCAGAUGGUAAUUGUGGAUUUAGAGUCAUUUCUUCACUUCAUAGAUAUGGUGAAGAUGGUUGGCUAAUGGUUCUUCGAGACUUGGGGUUGGAAAUAAUACAUAAUGAAAGAUAA
Molecule: messenger RNA, 324 nt
Organism: Lathyrus sativus (Indian pea)
Lineage: Eukaryota; Viridiplantae; Streptophyta; Magnoliopsida; Fabales; Fabaceae
Source: the annotation of a GenBank genome assembly